AUGCCGUCGAGAGUGAGUCAGCUGUAAACAUUAAAUCACUGUUGUUAUUUUUCUAUUCUCUCGUAUCUCCAGUUCGUUCAAUUUCUGUAGCGUCGUUAAUGAUUUUUAGAUGCAGUUAUUUACCUUACGUUUUCCUUGUUUAUUAAAUACACAUCUGUGACGACGAGACACGUUGAAAACCUUAGUGGAAUAUUAAUGUAUGCUUUAUUUUACUGGCUGUUUUUUUACCCUUCUAAUUGAAGCAAACACUGUGGAACGACAUGCGUGGAAAUAUGCGCUUAAAUGCAAAUGACAAAUUUCCGCCACUAAAAUAGAUUUCUGUAGGUUUUGGCAUCUUAUCUGCGUUGAAACAUGGGAAACAUGUUAGGAUUGGUAUCACUGUUAGCUUCAAAAUUUCAUCUUUGAAAUUGCUUCGCGGACAUACAUUCAAUCAGUUCGCAGAGAGCCACAGUGACAUGUUUUAGGUGUGCGUAUAUUUUUGUACUACCUUAGGCAAUCCAAAAUUGAGCAAUAAAUUGUCGUACGUCCUUGCUCGAUUGUAUGGCACAUUUGACUUAAUUUUUCAAAAUCUUUUUCGAACAGGAAAUCGUAAAGAGGCAUGAAUUCCUCCGGUGUAGUUUUGCCCUUCUGAAGAAGCAAUUCGAAUCAUUUCUGUUUGACGAGCACGGGGCCUCUCUGACCAUUGAGCUCGGACGCCUUCAACGACUAACUGGUUGUCAUGUGAUUUACAAUGCGGAUAUACUGAGAUUUGACUGUCGAAAUAUGCGUCUUGCGGUCAAUGUGUACAUGCAAAAGGUACGUUGUGAUCUCAGAGGUCUAUCAAAUGGUAAUAUCGCAUUAACGAAUUUUGCGGCACGAUUAAAUUAACUUUCGUUUGCAUAGGUCAGUUUCCCGCAUUUGUCGCGCGGUCAUAAACAUAAACUCGGACAAGCGGCGGUGAGCUUUGAUGUUUCUG
Molecule: messenger RNA, 955 nt
Organism: Spirometra erinaceieuropaei
Lineage: Eukaryota; Metazoa; Platyhelminthes; Cestoda; Diphyllobothriidea; Diphyllobothriidae
Source: the annotation of a GenBank genome assembly